Molecule: messenger RNA, 5310 nt
Organism: Lagopus muta (rock ptarmigan)
Lineage: Eukaryota; Metazoa; Chordata; Aves; Galliformes; Phasianidae
Gene: SAMM50
Product: SAMM50 sorting and assembly machinery component
Exons: 15
Coding region: 114-1523 (469 amino acids)
Biological process (GO): mitochondrial respiratory chain complex assembly; protein insertion into mitochondrial outer membrane
Cellular component (GO): SAM complex; outer membrane
Source: RefSeq, a predicted model, not a curated record
UCGUCCAAUGGGCGCUGGGGCGGGGUCUCCUGUCAUGGCCGCCCCCGUGCUGCGGCCUUGAGCGCAGCGGUUCCGCGCCUGCCGCCGCCGAGCGCCCGUCAGCUCGUGCCGCCAUGGGCACCGUGCACGCCCGGAGUUUGGAGCCCCUUCCAGCAAGCGGGCCAGACUUUGGGGCCUUGGGAGAAGAAGCUGAAUUGGUUGAAGUCGAGCCUGAAACCAAGCAGGAAAUUCUUGAAAACAAAGAUGUGGUCGUUCAGCACGUGCAUUUUGAUGGACUUGGAAGGACCAAAGAUGACAUUAUCAUGUAUGAAAUCGCAGAUGUUUUCAAGGCUAAAAAUCUCAUUGAUGUAAUGAGAAAAUCACAUGAAGCUCGUGAAAAGUUGCUUCGUCUAGGAAUCUUUAGACAGGUAGAGGUUCUGAUUGAUACCUGUCAAGGAGAUGAUGCCCUUCCGAAUGGUUUAGAUGUAACCUUUGAGGUGACAGAAUUGAGAAGGCUAACUGGAAGCUAUAACACUAUGGUUGGCAACAAUGAAGGCAGUAUGGUACUUGGGCUCAAGUUCCCCAAUCUCUUUGGACGUGCAGAAAAGGUAACCUUCCAGUUCUCCUAUGGAACAAAAGAAACUUCCUAUGGCCUGUCAUUCUUCAAGCCACAGCCUGGAAACUUCGAAAGAAAUUUUUCAGUUAACCUGUAUAAAGUAACCGGACAGUUCCCUUGGAGUUCUCUUCGUGAAACUGAUAGAGGAAUAUCAACAGAAUUUAAUUUUCCAAUCUGGAAGACCAAUCACACACUGAAGUGGGAGGGUGUGUGGAGAGAGCUUGGCUGUCUUGCUAGAACAGCAUCCUUUUCUGUUCGAGAAGAAAGUGGACACUCUCUUAAAUCUUCUGUAUCUCAUGCCAUGGUCAUUGAUUCCCGGAACUCUUCAAUCUUGCCCAAACGAGGUGCUUUGCUGAAAAUUAAUCAGGAGCUGGCUGGAUAUACAGGUGGAGAUGUGAGCUUUCUAAAAGAAGAUUUUGAAUUGCAAUUGAAUAAGCAGCUUCUCUGGGACUCGGUUUUUUCAGCAUCACUUUGGGGUGGAAUGCUCGUACCCAUUGGAGACAAGCCGUCCAGUAUAGCUGAUAGGUUUUACCUUGGUGGACCAACGAGUGUGCGAGGAUUCAGUAUGUACAGCAUUGGACCCCAGAGUGACGGUGAUUACUUGGGAGGAGAAGCCUACUGGGCUGGAGGUUUGCAUCUCUACACUCCUCUACCUUUCCGACCAGGCCGAGGAGGGUUUGGAGACCUUUUCCGAACACAUUUCUUCCUGAAUGCCGGAAACCUCUGCAAUCUUAACUAUGGUGAUGGUCCCAAAGCUCACCUGCAGAAGCUGGCAGAGUACAUCCGAUGGUCUUACGGUGCUGGAAUAGUGCUCCGACUUGGAAACAUUGCUAGAUUAGAACUUAAUUACUGUUUCCCCAUGGGAGUACAGUCGGGUGACAGGAUAUGUGAUGGUGUUCAGUUUGGAGCAGGAAUCAGAUUCCUCUAACGUGGAAACAAUUCACAUUAAUAAUAUGAAGAUAAGCUCUCUAAUGGACAUCAAGAGUUCAGAAUAGCUUGAUACGGUCUAAUUUUUUCUUGAAAUACUGGUAGACAUCUGAAUGAUUUGCCUCCAACUCCACAAGAAACUACAUUAAAAAAUUAUGCUUUAAAAGUUCUUUGUACCUCUGAUUCUUGUCAAAGAUGGGAGAAUAUUUGUGGGAUGCUAGCUAUUUUAGUUUACAGCUUUUACUUAUCUUUUGCUUCUUAAAAUACCAGAACUUCAUUGGAGACUGGUUCUUGGAUUCUUUCCAUGUGGUUGUAGUUGUCAUUGGCCUGCGCAGCCUUCAGACUUCUAAUUGCAAGUCUCACGAGUGUUGGGAUGACCAAGCUUGUGUAUGGUCAGUUUUUUUACCAUCAUCAAAGUGCAUAAAAAUGAUUUGAUGCAAAAUUAGUGGUUAUAGGUAAAAUAAAAUGUGCUGUUUCAAAUGUGUUUCACUUCUGUAAAAUGACCUAUACUUAAGUGCCUCAUACAAUCUGAAUUGCAUACUGUAAAUGUUCAACUCCAGCUAUCUAUCAUAGUAAGUACUAAAAUCCAAGAAUAUGACAUGCUAGAGGGAAGGGAUGCAAUCCAGAGGCACCUGGACAGGCUUGAGAGGAAGUUCAUGAAGUUCAACAAGGCCAAGUACAAGGUCCUGUACCUGGGUCGGGGUAAUCCCAAGCACAGGUACAGGUUGGGCAGAGAAUGGCCUGAGAAUGUUGGUUGAUGAAAUAUUCAACAUGAGCAGGCAAUGUGUGCUUGCAGUCCAGAAAGGCAAAUGUAUCCUGGGUUGCAUCAAGAGAAGUGUCACCAGCAGGUCGAGGGAGGGGAUUCUGCCCCUCUACUGUGCUCUCAUGAGACCCCACCUGGAGUACUGCGUCCAGUUCUUGGUCCCCUACACAAGAAAGACAUUGAGCUAUUGGAGCAGGUCUAGAGGAGGGCCGUGAAGGUGAUAAGAAGGCUGGUGUACCUCCCCUACGAGAACAGGCUAAGCAAGCUGGGGCUUUUCAGCCUGGAGAAGAGAAGGCUGUAAGGAGACCUGAUAGUGGCCUUCUGGUACCUGAACAGGGCCUGAAGGAGAGCCAGGGAGGGACUUUUUAUAAGGACAUGCAGUGACAGGACAAGGGAAAACGGCUUUAAACUGAAAGAGGGUAGAUUUGGACUACAUAUGAGAAAGAAAUUCUUUACUGUGAGGGUUGUGAGACACUGGAACAGGUUGCCCAGAGAGGUUGUGAAUGUCCCCUCCCUGUAAACAUUGAAGGCCAGACUGGAUGGAAGUUUCAGCAACCUGGUCUAGAGGGAGGUGUCCCUGCCUAUAGCAGGGGGUUGGAAGAAGGUGAUCUUAAAGGUCCCUUCCAACCCAAACCAUUCUAUGAUUCUAAUUUAGCACUGACAUUGCACUCUCUUUAAAGAGACUACAAUUGUAUGCAUUACUAUUACCGCUGGUAUGUAUUGCUUUUGCAAUAAUACAGUGACUAAAUCUGGUCCUGUUGCUAGCUCACUUUCUAAAAUACAAAGCUUAGGAUAUGUCUGUGCAGAGCUCCUCUUAACAUCCUUCCCCUUUUUAUAAAGUUUUAUUAAUUUACAUAAACAGGAUCACAGAUGUUCAAAACAAAAAUUUGUGUGAAUGACAGAAGUCUAUUUCAAAUAACAUUUAAUGUAAAGAACAUCUUUUCAGUGUGUGUAUCUGACAGCCUUUAUAGCAAAUAUGUUUAACAAAGCAUUUCUGAGUUUUUGUUAUUGUAAGAUAAAAGAUGACACUAUGUUAAGAAUGUCAACAAAUGUUAGUUUUUUUCCUCCAACACCAUCCACAUUUUGACAUAGAGAAAUAUUUUUAGUGUGAAGAAUGGAAAUGUUUAGAUACCACAAUUCUGUUAGGAUUUUCUCCCAGGAGUUCGAAGUUCAUUUUGCUCAUAUUGAUAAAAUUAGAUGUAUUUUAUUGCCUUUGAACUUGGGCUUGUGGAUGUUGCUAUUAAGGUCUGCUCAAGUUCAGUCCUUUAGAUUCCUAAGCUAUCAUCGCUUGGCCAUUUAAAUGGCAAGGCAGCCUUCCUGAGUAGAAAUUGUGUCAGCUUCAGUCUCUGCACACUAGUAAGCUGGUCCACAGUUGAGAAAACUGUGAUCUCUGCAAUAGAAGAAGGAAUGGUCAGGGGAACUUUGUUAAAGGCUGAACAGAUGUUUUAAGCACAUCCACUGACAGCCUGUGCUUUACCACACACUAUAGGAUUACCAGUGAUAAUAAACUGGGGAAAAAUCACAAGCCUUUACCUGAGUCACUGUUUCCCUGCCUGUAUUGCAUUAUGUUGAAAGACCACAUUUUCCUAUGGCAUUUAAAAAUGCACAAAAUAUAGAGGAAUGCAUUCCCGUAUUCCUUUGGAACCAACAGCCAAAUCGUGCUAUUACUUGAGUAUAAUAUAGAUAAGAAUAAUUUAAUCCUUAGUCCUAUUUGAAAUUUGUUGCAGAUGUUUGUAGUCGGGAUGGAUAAGAUAGGUAGAAAGCAGAAUCCUUGCAGAACUGGCUGUAAUGCUAAACAAAACCAGUCAGUGCAUUUCUGGUCAUAGAGUGAAUGACUGGAAAAGGAUAAAUGGUGUAAGGAACGCCUGCAGUAAUAACUGCAAUUCAGAAGCAUGAUGUUUGCUUAAAUGGACAGUCUUGGAUACCACAGUACUUACAGAGAAGUUGAGCUGUUACUGCUUUUACAGCCACGGUCCCAGUUUGUGACAGUGAGAGGGUGAUAAAUAUCUGCAAGUGCUGGACCUCAUGGCUGCAGGCCCUUAAUGUUGUGUGAACAGUGCUGAGGUGGCAGGUACCAUCCGAGGCAGUUUCUUCAUCUGUGUAGUUACUUCAGUGCUUAUAGUUCCUCCUAGGGGCUGCAGAUGCAUGAUGGAGCUGCAUCCCCAAAGCUGUUCUGCACACAGCAUACGCUUUGCAGAUGGAGGGCCACUCAGCAGCUGUGUCACUGCAUGGCUGUUGGCCAGCUAGAUUGUUAAAGACUAACAAACACUUGAUGAAGUCCUGACAUAAGUUCUUCAUUUCCUAUUUAGAAGAUCACUGUUUGUUUGAACUCCACAUUUUGCUUUGAUUUUUGAAGUGUGAUCUUGCUUUCUUUUGCCAUAGAGGUUCUUUUUUUGAUCUCAAACAAUCCAGCUUCCUUUCAUUUUGCAAUAGGUUGAUAUGCUUUUAUUUAUGCAGCAAAUUGAAAAGUUUCUUUUAUAAACAAACAAGAUACCAAAGCGGGAGGUGAAUGAAUGUAUCUCUGUAGUUUUCUUUCAAUUAUUGACAGAUAUUUGCAUAUAAGUCUUUACAUUUCAAGUGCUUUACUUCGGUCAGUUCAGUUUCAUAUGUCAUUGGACUGUGCAUAGCUUGUGAACCAGCCCCUGCUUUCUUGGUUGGAGUUUGUAUUCAGCUUUUCUGAUUACAGUUUCAUAAAAAACAAUUCUGCCAUGAGAAGCAAUUGACUUUUAUUUUCUCUAGGGGUUGGAUAGCAAUAAUGCCUUAAAGCUAAGUGUAAGCUAAGACUACAGUGUUAAUGUUAUGACAUGAAACAUCCACCAUGCAGUCCUGCUGCAGAUCAACAUCUGUGUGCCUCAGUGUGACCUGUAAUUGUUGUACACAUUCGGGUUAUUUUGGAUGCACUGGAAAUUACCUCUGUAAAUGGUCUAACCUGGCAAUAGAAUGCAAAUGACUUCCUUGCUAAUUGUUUAAUUUUGCACGAUUUUUUUUUCUUCAAAAAGAUGUGUAAUAAAUGAAACGGGCAAUU